Ricinus communis (castor bean) is the source of this 872-nucleotide messenger RNA. RefSeq lists its product as uncharacterized. The record is from RefSeq and is a predicted model, not a curated record. The transcript has a single exon. Lineage: Eukaryota; Viridiplantae; Streptophyta; Magnoliopsida; Malpighiales; Euphorbiaceae. Bases 145 to 585 code for a protein of 146 amino acids.
ACGUAUAUGUCCCCAUAUAAAUAUAUACUCUCUCCUAUCUUUUCUUUUAUACAGACAUCAAAGAGAAUAUCAUUGGAAGAAAAAAGGAUUGUCAAGAUCUGGGAUUUCUUUGAUCCAUCUUUAGCAAAUUUUAAAGAAUAGAAAAUGGAGAAAGCAUGCAUGGAUCACCCAUACCAUAAUCAAAAGCAAGGUGUUUGUCCUUGUUGUUUAAGAGAGAGAUUAUCAAAGUUAUAUGCUGUUGCAGCAACAGCUCCUAUGGCUGCUGCUGCUGAACUUUCUUAUUCUUCUUCUGUCAUGUCUUGUUCCUCUGUUUCUUCUUUUAAUCAUAUCUCCCCACUUCGUCAUCGUCAUCAAAGGACAGCCUCUGAUAUUAUGGGUUCCAUGUCUUUUAAGGUAAGUAGCGCUCUGGGUAGUAAUUAUGGAUUAAAGAAGAGUAGAUCGAUUGCUUUUGUUACGAGAAGUCUUGUUGGAGAUGUGACGCAUGGCAAGAACAAGAAGAAAGGGUUUUGGUCAAAGUUGCUUCAUUUGAAGGGUAAAAAAGAGGUUAAUUUGGAUGGGAAGAUUGCAUUAAAAGGGUUUUCUUGAAGGAGAUUAACAAAGGGUUAUUGUUAGGAAUUUUAAAGUUGUGUAUAGAUUUUAUUUACAUGCUGAUAAUUGACACUUGAACAGUGAAUUUUCCUCUACCUUAUUUUUGUGUUAUGAUGAACAUGUUGUAUUUCUUUUUUUUUUUUCUUUUUUUUUUUAAGUGGAGUUUUGUGGGUAAUGGGAAUUAUGUCUUCCUUUCUCCUCCACUUUUCUUUCUUUUUUUUUUUUUGUUUUUCCCUUGGUCAGGAAGUUAAAUGAGCAAGAAAAAUAGGUGAUUUUUUUUAUAA